AUAGUUUGAAAAUAUCGAUGUUAUCGAUGUGUCACUUGAUGUUUUUGUACCUCUAAUUUGUAUUCUGCCGGCUCUAUUGUCGUCUUUGUUGUUGGGUCUCGUAUUAUUGAUAUACAUAUAUAAUGGACGAAGAGUCUGAAACUACACACUAUUACUUGGAAUGUGAAGGCGGCGUGGAAGAGUGGCAUUGGAAUUCGAAGAGCACAAAACUUUUAGUCGAACUGUAUUCGGAACGUCGUCAUAGGUUUCGAGACCCCAAAACUCGUAAGCGAGCUCUGUGGACAGAAAUUGUGGAUGAUAUGGAACAUGCUGGCUACAAAGGUAUAAAUGAGGAUAUUUGCGAUCGUAAAUGGCGCAAUAUGAAAAAAACGUAUCGAACAUGUCGAGAAACUCUCAAGAAAAAUGCACGCAAAAGAGUCGGCUGGGAAUAUUAUGAUACAUUUGACGAUAUGUUUCAAAAUGAAAACGUUAACAGCACUACUGCAAAAACAGAAAGUGAUGCUCUGAUCGAGGAGCAGCACAACGAGCUAUCCGAUAUGCAAUGCACUCUUGAAACUGAUAAUAAUACCCUACGUGCAGAGCAAAGCAACGAUAUAACGAUGGUGGCUGAAGAACAGCAACGGCAAUUGCUAAUACUGGAGCGAAGUAGAAUUGCCGCAAUACGGGAAUUAAGCAAGCGGAUUGAAGAAUCGAAUGUUAUACAACGAGAAAGAAAUGACUUGCUACGGGAGUAUCUUUCCCAGUUAUAAAUAAUUAAGAGUAUAAGGAAACAGUUGAACAAGGCUGAUAUAAAUAAAUAGUCGUGAAUAUAAAUAUAUUACAUUGUAUAACAAACGGAUAUUUUAUAAUUUAGCACAAAGUAGACGAUACAAAUGUUAAGAGAUGCGUUUCGAAAGCAAAUCAUUCUUGAAAAUUGAAUCAGAAUUGUAUUAGGGGUUGACUUUGCCGUUCACGAUACGCAAUAAUAUCCGACAUCACAUUUUUUCGAAAUUGUUCGUGGUUGCGGGUGAAUUCCUCAAUGGCAUUCGCAAGGCGAAUUUGCUGUUCCAUGCGCUCAACAUUCGUGAUGCUUGCCAAUUUUCCGGAUUGACUGGAAGUCGUGAAGUUAUCAUUGUAGAAAAUAGUAGGAGAUGGACCUAUCCCAUGUCGCCGUCCUUUGGGUGUGGAUUGCAAAAUAAGGUCUGAAAAGUUAUUAGCAUAUUUAUAUAUUCGUAUUUCGAUGCAACAAUCAGAGCUGGGAUUCGGAUCUCGUUUUUGGUAGUAGUACCAAAAACGUUAAAAGUGAAAUAAAAUAUCGGCUCACAACGAAAUAAUUAGUGCAUUUAAUAAUAACGAAAUGUUUUACGGUUUGAGUCUCCGACAUCAGCCAGUGACUUUUGUAACUUACUUGAACGUCGCUGGUCCAGAUCUGCUUUCGCUUGGCUUGAUCCAAAGUAUCCAGUUAUAAAAGGCAUGGGUGACACGACACCGCAUUGGAGGUCUGCAUCAGUUGUUGGCGGUGGCGGUGCCGGGCGGUUGAAUGGAUUCUGGCGCCUUGGUGGCGGCUUUGGUUUUCCCGUUGUAUCCGUUUCAGCAGACAGAGUUAUACCAGCAGGGUUGCUACGCAUUUCUAAGAUAGAGUUGAAUCAUGAGUGCAAUAAAACUGAGCAGAUAUCGAACAAAGCCAUACUAUGUCUGGACUCUUCAAUUUCCUGCAGCUGACGCUGCAAUUCUGCCACAAUAAUUCGUUUAUAUUCGUAGCCAGCACACGUUAGCGCCUUCAUCCAGGCCUCCAUGCUUUCCUGUGUGUCUGCGGCUAGUACAUAGGUGCGAUUGCCAUUAAAUGCUAUCUCGAAGCAGUAAUUGUCCAUAUCCGUCUCAACUGACAAUUCGAUGGUACAGCCUUCGACUAUAAUUAAUCCCAAUGGUUCCUUGUCAAUUCGCGUUUCAAAGUAGAACAGCAGGUUGCCCUUUAGCACAAAA
Drosophila sulfurigaster albostrigata is the source of this 1962-nucleotide messenger RNA. RefSeq lists its product as uncharacterized. The coding region runs from base 123 to 749 and encodes 208 amino acids. The transcript has 2 exons. NCBI's taxonomy places the organism in Eukaryota, Metazoa, Arthropoda, Insecta, Diptera, Drosophilidae. The record is from RefSeq and is a predicted model, not a curated record.